GUUACUCUUUGGGUGAAUUACAACCAGAAAUCUCGUGCGCAUUCCUUUCUUAUCAGCUGAGUCAACCGUUUUUUCAAAAACAUCAAUUUAAAUUUUGGCCACUUGCUGACCACACCAACUUAGUGAUUCAUUUAAUCUUGUGAUAUUAUUUUUUACUAUUAAUAUUUAUUUUAUCUCUUCAUUAUGUCCGAUACUGACUAUACAUCCGAAACUGAUGAUGCUUCAGAAACUGAAGUUGUUAUGGAAAGAUAUGACGAUGAUUAUCUUGAAAUCAAGGGACAUAGGUCGGAUAUCCUCAAUAGGAUGUACAAAGAUAAAUUAUCCAAUCUCGAAGAACAGCUGAGACAAUUAGAUGAAGGAAUACAUCCUGAUUACGUUAGAAGAAUUGAAACUUUUGAAAAAGAAUGUCAGGAUCGAUUAAUUUUAAAUGAGGCAUAUUUGGCUUACGAGACUGAAAGGAUAGAGAAGGAAUUUAUCAGUGAGCAACAGGCAGCUCUAAGAGAUUUUGAAGAACGUAAAAUUGAACUUAAGAAAAGUUUAAUUGCUGAUUUGGAGGAGAAGAAGAAAAUUGCCGAAUCCGAAAGAUUUUCUUUAGAAUUGAAUUCAGACUCAGUUGAAACUAAAACUUCAAUCACACGAAAAUUAAGAAGAAGACAAAAUGAUCCUGUGCCAGUUCCUGAAAAACGAAAGCGUGGCUUACCGACUCAGCUAAAUUAUCUCUUGGAUGAAAGAGAUAUUAAUGAUGAUUUGAAAGCUUUGACCAAAGUAAUAUCAAAUCGAUAAUUACUUAAAAAAUGACAUGAAGCAUGUGGAUACGGUUGUUAAUAAAGAGCGAUUGGUAACUUCUUUGAUUCGAUUAACUUUAUUGGUUGCUAUUUCGAUGACUUGACUUGAUGAAGUCUCUUCAACCUUCUCAGUCAAGAUACGAUUCAGGUUGUUCCCAGAAACAGGAGUAAAAUGAAAAGCUAGAAUUGGAUUCACCAUUUAGCUAAUUUUAAUUGUUUCAUUUUUCUCUAAUUAUCCAGAUCUCCAAAGGAAGUCUUUAUGAUCAAAUUCAUGAAAGGAAUUAAAAGCAUCAACUUCAUCAUCUCACAACUCAUCGAAUAAUCAAUUGGGAAUGGAUUCGAUUGUUAGAUAUAAAUUAAAUCAAUUUAUUGGCAAAAUCUUAUCCUAGCCUUUUUUGAGAGAUAGUUCAUGAAUAAGACAAACAUGUCAACCGUUUCCACUGCUAUCUCGGUUACUAAUGAAUUUAUGUCAAAAUAAGUUGUGUUCAUCAUAUUAAUAAUAUUAUUUUUGCUUCUUUUA
Molecule: messenger RNA, 1305 nt
Organism: Tetranychus urticae (two-spotted spider mite)
Lineage: Eukaryota; Metazoa; Arthropoda; Arachnida; Trombidiformes; Tetranychidae
Product: sin3 histone deacetylase corepressor complex component SDS3
Source: RefSeq, a predicted model, not a curated record